AUGAAUGGAUCGAGCACUGCGAAUCCCUUGGCCAUUGGAAUUAGUCCCGCUGAUGUUAACAACUUCCCUGGGGUAAACACCCUUGGACUUGCGGCAGCACGAGUUGACUUCGCAGCUGGUGGGUAUAUUCCACUUCAUUCACACCCUCGAGCAAGUGAAGUUAUUUACAUCAUUAGCGGGGAAAUCCAUGUUGGGUUUACGAAUGUUUUCUACUCAAAGGUUAUGAAAUCUGGGGAGUUGUCGGUUAUUCCCAGGGGACUUGUUCACUCUGUAUCGAACGCUGGACAGGGAAAGGCUGUGAUGAUAGCUACUUUCAAUAGUCAGCAUCCCGGAUUUGCACAAAUUCCUAGUUAUCUCUUUGGUUCUAAGCCAACACAAUUCCUAAUGAUAUUUUGGCUAAGAACUUCCAAGCUGGUGAAAACGUCAUCGCCAACAUAA
Molecule: messenger RNA, 438 nt
Organism: Papaver somniferum (opium poppy)
Lineage: Eukaryota; Viridiplantae; Streptophyta; Magnoliopsida; Ranunculales; Papaveraceae
Product: germin-like protein subfamily T member 2
Exons: 1
Coding region: 1-438 (145 amino acids)
Cellular component (GO): cell wall
Molecular function (GO): manganese ion binding
Source: RefSeq, a predicted model, not a curated record